AUGGCGAUAUUAGAUAUGAUGGACUACUCACAAAAGGAAAUGAUCAAAAUGUUUAAAAAUGAUUUGAUCUACAACCCAGAAUUAGAUACCCAUUUCCCACAUUUAACAGUUGAUGAAACGUUAACAUUUGCAAUUGGUUGUAAGACUCCAAAUAUUAGAAUUAAUGGUAUUUCAAGAGAUCAGUUUAUUAAAGCAAAGAAGGAAAUAUUAGCUACUGUAUUUGGUUUACGUCAUACUUAUAAUACCAAAGUUGGUAAUGAUUAUGUGAGAGGUGUUUCUGGUGGUGAAAGAAAAAGAGUUUCCAUCGCUGAGGCUUUAGCAUGUCAAGCUUCUAUUUAUUGUUGGGAUAAUGCAACCAGAGGUUUAGAUGCUUCAACUGCUUUAGAAUUUGCUCAAGCUAUAAGAACAUCAACUAAAUUAUUAGGUACCACUGCUUUUAUUACAAUCUACCAAGCAGGUGAGAAUAUUUAUGAAAAGUUUGAUAAAGUUACUGUUCUUUAUGAAGGUCAUCAAAUCUAUUAUGGACCUGCUAAUAGAGCUAAAAAAUAUUUUGAAAAUAUGGGAUGGGAAUGUCCACCAAGACAAUCUACUGCUGAGUUUUUGACUGCUUUAACUGACCCAAUUGGUAGAUUUCCAAAGAAAGGCUGGGAAUAUAAAGUACCAAGAACUGCUGAGGAAUUCGAAGACCGUUGGUUGAACUCCAAUGAAUAUAAAGAACUCAUACAAGAGAUUGAUAUUUACAAUAAUCAACUUAAUCAUGAUGAAAUUAGAAAUCAAUAUUAUGAAUCUGUCAAACAAGAGAAAAUGAAAGGAGCUAGAAAUUCAUCACCGUUUACUGUUUCAUAUUUACAACAAUUGAAAUUGUGUCUUAUUAGAAGUUAUCAAAGAAUCAAAGGUGAUAAAGCAUACACUAUUACACUUGUUACCGCUGCCAUAGCACAAGCAUUUGUUGCUGGUUCAUUAUAUUACAACACACCAGAAGACGUAUCUGGUGCAUUUUCAAGAGGUGGUGUUAUUUUCUUUGCUGUAUUAUACAUGUCAUUGAUGGGGUUGGCUGAAAUUUCAGCUUCUUUCAGUAAUAGACAAAUAUUAAUGAAACAAAAGAACUAUUCUAUGUAUCAUCCCUCAGCAGAUGCACUUUCACAAUUUAUCAUGUCAAUUCCAAUAAGUUUAAUUGUUAAUGUCUUUUUUGUUAUCAUUUUAUAUUUCUUAUCGAAUUUGGCACGUGAUGCUGGCAAAUUUUUCAUUUGUUAUCUAUUUGUGGUAUUAUUACAUUUAACAAUGGGAAGUAUGUUUCAAGCCAUUGCUGCAAUUCAUAAAACUAUUGCUGGUGCUAAUGCUCUUGGUGGAAUUUUUAUGUUGGCUUCAUUAAUGUAUUCAUCAUAUAUGAUUCAACGUCCUUCAAUGCAUGGAUAUUCAAGAUGGAUUUCAUAUAUUAAUCCAGUGUUAUAUGCAUUUGAAGCAAUUAUUGCCAGUGAAUUUCAUGGCAGGAAAAUGGAAUGCACUUCACAAUAUUUAACUCCUUCAGGUCCAGGUUAUGAGAAUGUUGGCACUGGUGAACAAGUUUGUGCAUUUACUGGUUCUAUACCUGGUCAAAAUUGGGUUUCUGGUGAUAAAUAUUUAACUGUUUCUUAUACUUAUAGAUUCAGUCAUGUUUGGAGAAAUUUAGGUAUAUUGAUUGGAUUUUUGGCAUUCUUUUUAACCAUUAAUGCUUUGGGUACGGAAUAUAUUAAACCUAUCACUGGUGGUGGUGAUAAAUUAUUAUUCUUGAAAGGUAAAGUUCCAGAUCAUGUUACAUUACCAUCAGAGAAGCAAGAUGGAGAUAUCGAGUCAUCACCUGGUCAAACAACAAGCAGUUCUCAAUUAGAAAAAUCACCAUCCAAGACAAACAAAAACACAGCAUUGGCUACUAAUGAUAUUUAUGUUUGGAAAAAAGUUGAUUAUAUUAUUCCAUAUCAAGGUAAACAACGUCAAUUGUUGAACGAUGUUAGUGGGUUUUGUAUCCCUGGUACAUUGACUGCUUUAAUGGGAGAAUCUGGUGCUGGUAAAACUACAUUAUUGAAUGUGUUGGCUCAACGUAUUGAUUUUGGAACCAUCACUGGAGAUAUGUUAGUUAAUGGUAAACCAUUAGAUUCUUCGUUUAGUCGUCGUACUGGUUAUGUUCAACAACAAGAUAUCCAUGCUGAAGAGCUCACUGUUCGUGAAUCUUUACAGUUUGCUGCUAGAUUAAGAAGAUCCAAUGAUGUUAGUGAUGAAGAAAAACUAGACUAUGUUGAAAAGAUCAUUGAUGUGUUGGAUAUGAAAGGUUAUGCGGAUGCGAUUGUUGGUAAAUUAGGUAAUGGAUUGAAUGUUGAACAACGUAAGAAGUUGUCAAUUGGUGUUGAACUAGUUGCCAAACCUUCCUUGUUGUUAUUUUUGGAUGAACCUACAUCUGGGUUAGAUUCACAAAGUGCAUGGUCUAUCAUAAAGAUAUUACGUUCAUUAGCCAAUUCUGGUCAAGCUAUUUUAUGUACCAUUCAUCAACCGUCAGCAACAUUAUUUGAAGAAUUUGAUAGAUUGUUGUUAUUAAGAAAAGGUGGUAUUGUUACAUAUUUUGGUGAUAUUGGACCAAGAUCAAGUGUUAUUUUAGAUUAUUUUGAAAGAAAUGGUGCACGUCAUUGUGAAGACAAUGAAAAUCCAGCGGAAUAUAUUCUUGAAGCUAUUGGAGCUGGUGCAACAGCAUCAAGUACUUUUGACUGGGGAGAUAUUUGGGCUAAUUCACCGGAGAAAAUUCAAUCUGACAAUAAAAGAGAUGAACUUAUUCAAGAAUCAAGUAAGAAGAGCAAUUCUGGAUCAACUGAAGAUAAGAAAUUACAACAGAAAUAUGCCACUCCUUAUUUAUAUCAAUUUAGAUAUACACUUCAAAGAAGUACCACCACACUUUGGAGACUUCCUGAAUAUGCCAUGUCUAAAAUUGGGAUGAUGACUAGUGGUGGGUUAUUCAUUGGUUUGGUUACUUUUUAUAAUCUUAAAGAAACUUACACGGGAAGUCAAAAUGGAUUGUUUUGUGGAUUUCUUACUGUUGUUGUUGCUGCACCAAUUGCAAAUAUGUUAAUGGAAAGAUUCAGUUAUCUGAGAGCUACAUUUGAAGCAGGGAACUGCUGUCUAUACUUAUCAUUGGUCUUUACUUAUAUAUGUGACAUCUACAGAAAAUACUUAUCUAUUUUAUCGGUGGAGUAUUCUAUUUGUAUGUGUCUAUUUCCCGGCUACUCGAGAAGCAGGUUCACAAGCUGGUAUGUUUUAUUUUACCCAAGGAAUAUUCUUGCAAUUAUUCACUGUUUCAUUUAG
Molecule: messenger RNA, 3327 nt
Organism: Candida tropicalis MYA-3404
Lineage: Eukaryota; Fungi; Ascomycota; Pichiomycetes; Serinales; Debaryomycetaceae
Product: protein SNQ2
Exons: 1
Coding region: 1-3327 (1108 amino acids)
Biological process (GO): transmembrane transport
Cellular component (GO): membrane
Molecular function (GO): ATP hydrolysis activity; ATP binding; ABC-type transporter activity
Source: RefSeq, a predicted model, not a curated record